Messenger RNA from Linum tenue, 2849 nucleotides. The record is from the annotation of a GenBank genome assembly. Lineage: Eukaryota; Viridiplantae; Streptophyta; Magnoliopsida; Malpighiales; Linaceae.
GAGUUCGAACCAAACUUGAGCUUUAAAAUUUAUAAAUAAGCCGAGCUCGAGAUAAGCAAAAACUCGAUUCCGUUCGGUUCGGCUCGUUUGGAGCCCUAUGUCCCUACAAUAAAAACUAGUAAAAACUAGAAAAGGGUGAAAUUGGAAAGCAGAUUCAGAUCGCUAAAAUCGCAGUUUGGUCUCUCGCUUUCACUCUCACAUACAGUCUUCGCUUUCGUCUCUGGCUGGAUACUCUCGAUCUGCUGACUCGCUUUCUCGGAAAGCUGCUUUCACUUGGUCCGCUAAAGUUGCCACUCAGUUCUGUUUCCCUUUCCAUCUAUAGCAUCGCCUCCAGUCUUCUUGCCUGAAUCUUACUUUACUCGUUCAUGUCAGAAAUGGGAAGUAGAUGACUCUUCUACAGGGAUGCAGGAUUUGAUAUGUAGGAAUUUAUACUAGGAAAUUAGUUGGGAAUUGUUUUUGGAGCACUAUGGGCGGCAUUUGCUGUAAACCCUCUUCUAUAGUGGAUAACAAAGAAAGACUCUCAAGUAAAGAAUCAUCUGAUUUGAGGGUAUCAAGGGUCACAUCUUCAAGGCGGGAAGAUGAGUAUAGGCCUAAAGAUAGGUACAACAGCAAUGACGGGAGGACAAUGUUAAUUGAUAAGCAAACCGAUGGGUCAAAUAGAUUGCAGGUCAGUGAGAGUGUUGAUAAAAAGAGGGAGAGGAUGGAAUAUGCUGUUGUGCAAUAUCCAAGGAUUGGUAGCAUACCAAAAGCGAUUGAAGGAGAGCAGGUUGCUGCUGGGUGGCCUUCCUGGUUAGCUGCAGUAUCUGGGGAAGCAAUAAAGGGGUGGCUUCCUAGACGGGCUGAUUCUUUCGAGAAGCUGGAUAAGAUUGGACAAGGAACCUAUAGCAAUGUUUACAGGGCGCGUGACCUUGAUCAGAAAAAGAUUGUUGCUUUAAAGAAAGUGAGGUUUGAUAAUCUUGAACCGGAUAGUGUUCGCUUUAUGGCAAGGGAGAUCCACAUUUUGCGUAGGCUUGACCAUCCUAAUGUUAUAAAGCUAGAAGGCUUAGUUACAUCAAGGAUGUCUUGCAGCUUGUAUCUUGUCUUUGAAUACAUGGAGCAUGACUUGGCUGGUCUAGCCUCACAUCCCGGUCUUAAGUUUACUGAAGCACAGAUAUCUGUUUCUCAUCAAAGUCCUGUAAUCUUGGCAGCAAGCAUUUACGAUCCCAGUCAUAUUCAGCCGUUGACAAGCCGAGUUGUGACCCUUUGGUAUCGUCCGCCGGAGCUUCUACUUGGAGCGACAUACUACGGAACUGCUGUGGACUUAUGGAGUACUGGUUGCAUACUUGCUGAAUUAUAUGCUGGCAAGCCUAUUAUGCCUGGUAGAACCGAGGUGGAGCAGCUGCAUAAAAUUUUCAAACUUUGUGGUUCUCCUUCUGAGGAUUACUGGAAAAAGUCAAAGCUGCCUCAUGCUACUAUAUUUAAGCCUCAGCAACCUUAUAGACGUUGUGUAGCUGAUACAUUUAAGGAGUUCCCUGCGCCCGCUUUAGCACUCAUGGAGACCUUGCUUUCCAUUGAUCCUGCGGAUCGAGGAACUGCAGCUUUUGCUUUGAGGAGUGAGUUCUUUACGACAAAGCCACUUCCUUGUGAUCCUUCAAGCUUGCCAAAAUAUCCCCCGAGCAAGGAGUUUGAUGCAAAAAUGCGAGACGAAGAAGCUAGAAGACAAGGUGCAGUAGCAAGCAAGGGCCACCGACAUAACACUGAACGAAGAGGAACCAGAGAAUCUCGAGCAGUGCCAGCACCUGAUGCUAAUGCAGAGUUGGCUGUAUCUAUCCAGCAGAAAAGGCAAUGUCAGCCAAACUCUAAAAGCUGCAGUGAGAAAUUCAAUCCUCAUCCAGAAGAAGUCGCUUCUGGGUUUCCAUUCGAACCACCUAGACCAUCACACAUCGUCGAAUCAAGUGGAGAGCCCUCACAUCAACAGCAGCAUAGGCGAGGUUCUCAUUCGGGCCCACUUGCUCAGCGUGGUGCUUGGUCCAAAGCGGGUACUAGGAAUCCCUAUGAAGCUCCUAAGGUUUCUAGUGGGGCAGCUGACUUGUCAACAAUGCCUGCUGGGUUAGUGGCUGCAAGGAGAAGCUUGUUGACUGAGGACCGAAGGGAAAGAUCGGUUCAACAACAAUCGGAAGUCCCGAAACUAAUAGCACGGAAUCCUGGAUCUUUCAAGGAAUCCUCGGAGUCCUUCGGCCAACAAGAUCAGAAGCAUCACCAUUUGCAGGGUUUCACUACUGGUGCCCAUCAGAGGGAAGAUGGAAGGGCUGGCUGUGGCAAUCCUGUCCUUGUGGGGCAUGGGUCAAAGAGUCGCAAAAUCCACUACUCUGGUCCACUGGUGCCAACUGGGAACAUGGAUGAAGUACUGAAGGACCAUGACCGCCAUAUCCAGGAAGCCGUGAGACGAGCACGGAUCGACAAGGUAAAAAUUAGGAAAAUUCAGGUGGAUGGCAGUCAAAUAUCAACCAAUUCAUUAUUCGUUUCUGGUCGUUAAAAAGUUGUAUAAGGCGCUUAGAAAGCAUAGCUAGCUGGACGACCAUUUCAACCAAGUGGGUUAAGUUAAUCUUGAUUAGCUCAUUGAUAAAUUCUCAUCUCUCUUCCUAUCUGAUGGCAAGUGUAUCUAUUGUAUUUACUUACACUCUCUUCUCCGUCUCACUUAAAUAUGUAAUGUAAUGUAUAUGUUCAUGAGCUAUUCUUGUAGAGUCCAUCGUCGUUCAUAAUUGUGGAUUCCUGAAUGGAAAAUCGAUUAUGCUUCCUGGGCUAGUUUGAAUUUGCACGGUUAAUGUCGCCAGGAUCAGUUAAUGUAGUUCAGAUGAUUGAGAUUGCUG